Molecule: messenger RNA, 6536 nt
Organism: Lampris incognitus (smalleye Pacific opah)
Lineage: Eukaryota; Metazoa; Chordata; Actinopteri; Lampriformes; Lampridae
Gene: sdk2a
Product: sidekick cell adhesion molecule 2a
Exons: 44
Coding region: 1-6441 (2146 amino acids)
Molecular function (GO): protein binding
Source: RefSeq, a predicted model, not a curated record
AUGGCAGAGGGCAGCUGGCCGCUGGAAUUCAAAUGGAUUUACAAUGGGACCGAGCUGACACGCUUCUCCCUGGAGUACAGGUACCUGAUUCCUUCUCUGGACCGCUCACAUGCCGGUCACUAUCGUUGCAUCGUCAGGAACCGGGUGGGUGCUAUAAUGCAGUGCAGCACCGAAGUGCAAGUUGCCUACAUGGGUGGCUUUGUGGAGGGGGAGCGGUCACAGACUGUGUCGCAGGGCGAGGGUGCGCUCAUCCAUGCUCCACGAAUUAACAGCUUCCCAAGGCCCCAGAUCACUUGGUUCAGAGACGGUCGGAAGAUUCCCUCCAGUAGCCGCAUUGCCAUCACCCUAGACAACACACUGGUCAUCCUGUCAACGGUGGCUCCUGAUGCAGGACGCUACUACGCCCAAGCUGUCAACGACAAGAACGGAGAAAACAAGACCAGCCAGCCCGUCACGCUCACUGUGGAGAAUGUAGGGGGACCUGCGGACCCCAUAGCCCCCUCUAUCAUUAUACCACCAAAGAACACCAGUGUAACCGUGGGGAGAAACGAAGUCAUCAUGGAAUGUGUCGCCAAUGCUAGGCCGCUUGUCAAGAUGGGCAUCACAUGGAGGAAAGACGGCGCGGUGGUCAACGCUGGCGUGCGGGAUUUCGGCCGUAGGCUGGUCAUCAGCCUGCCCGCCGUCAGCGACAGCGGCUACUACGAGUGUGAGGCUUCGCUCCGCAGCAGCAGCGUCCCCUCUGUGUCCGCCGGGGCCUACCUGCACGUUCUCGAGCAUCCUCUGUUUGUGAAAGAGCCCCCGACUCACAUUAGCGCGGAGAUGGAAAAGGUGGUGGACAUCCCCUGUCAGGCACGAGGCACACCGCAGCCAGACAUAGUGUGGUACAAAGAUGCAGUGCCCAUCAGUCCGGUGAAGAUCCCCAGGUACAGAGUGCUGGUAGGGGGCAGUCUACAGAUCAACGGUCUUCUGCCCGACGACACGGGGAUGUUCCAGUGUUUCGCCAGGAAUCUAGCCGGCGAGAUUCAGACAAACACCUACCUAGCUGUUACGAGUAUCGCUCCCAACAUCACUGCCGGCCCCUCUGACAGCGCGGUGAUCGAUGGCAUGUCAGUCAUUCUCCACUGCGAGACCUCGGGAGCCCCACGGCCAGCCAUCACCUGGCAGAAAGGCGAGCGUGUCUUGGCGAGCGGUUCAGUCCAGCUGCCCCGGUUCACCCUGCUGGAGUCAGGCAGCCUCCUGAUUAGUCCCUCCCACCUGUCCGAUGCCGGUACAUACACCUGCAUGGCCAGUAACUCCAGAGGCAUCGAUGAAGCCGCCGCUGACCUGGUGGUGUGGGCACGGACCCGCAUCACCAAGCCCCCACAGGACCAGAGUGUCAUCAAAGGGACCAAGGCUGUGAUGUCCUGCGGCGUGACCCACGACCCCAGCGUCACUGUCAGGUACGUGUGGGAGAAGAGCGGCUCGGUGAUCGACGUGAACGUGUCGCCUCGCCUGCGGCUGGAUCCCGACGGGAUGCUGCACAUCUCCCAGACGUGGUCGGGCGACAUCGGAACAUACACCUGCAGGGUGACCUCGGUGGGCGGCAACGACUCCCGCAGCGCCCACCUCCGAGUCAGGCAGCUACCCCACGCCCCGGAGAACCCAAUAGCAGUUCUGAGUACGGCGGAGAAGAGGGCCAUCAACCUGACGUGGGCGCAGGCUUUCGACGGCAACAGCCCCCUGAUCCGGUAUAUUCUGGAGGUGUCGGAAAACAAUGCUCCAUGGACAGUACUCCUCGCCAACAUCGAACCAGAGUCAACAGGGGUGACAGUCAGCGGCCUCAUCCCAGCCCGCUCAUACCAGUUCCGCCUGUGUGCCGUCAACGAUGUGGGCAGAGGCCAGUUCAGCAAGGAGACUGAACGACUCUCUCUCCCAGAAGAGCCCCCGAGCGCCCCCCCACAGACCGUGAUUGCCAGCGGCCGCACCAACCAGUCCAUCAUGAUCCAGUGGCAGCCGCCCCCGGAGAGCCAUCAGAACGGUCCGCUCCAGGGGUACAUCAUUAGGUACUGUCUGUCAGGUCUUCCCGUCGACUGCCAGAUAAAAAACAUCACCAGCCCGGAUCAGACCAACUUGCUGCUGGAGGAACUUAUCAUCUGGACCAAUUACGAGAUCGAGGUGGCGGCUUACAACGGGGCGGGCAGGGGCAUCUACAGCCACAAGGUCACCGAGUGGACCCUGCAAGGAGUGCCUACAGUACCGCCAGGAAAUGUGCAGGCAGAAGCUGUAAAUUCGACAACUAUUCGUUUUUCGUGGAGUGCCCCUAGCCCGCAGUUCAUCAACGGGAUCAACCAGGGGUACAAGCUGCUGGCGUGGGAGCCCAACAGCGAGAACGAGGUAACCAUGGUAACAGUGCGUCCCAACUUCCAAGACAGCAUUCAUGUGGGCUACGUCCCAGGGCUGAGGAAGUUCACUGAGUACUCCACCUCAGUGCUGUGCUUCACCACGCCGGGGGACGGACCCCGCAGUCCACCGCAAAGGCUGCGCACCCACGAGGACACCCCUGGUGCUGUGGGACACUUAAGUUUCACUGAAAUCCUGGACACCUCGCUGAAAGUCAGCUGGAAAGAGCCUCAUGAAAAGAACGGCGUACUCACGGGUUAUCGCAUUUCCUGGGAGGAGUUCAACCGGACCAACACCCGGGUGACCCACUACCUGCCCAACCUGACCCAGGAGUACAGGGUGACGGGGCUCACCGCCCUCACCACUUACACCAUCCAGGUGGCAGGCAUGACCUCCAAAGGCCAGGGCCAGCUCUCCUCCUCCACCAUAUCCUCCGGCGUACCACCAGAGAUGCCAGGCCCUCCCACCAACAUAGCCAUCGCCAACAUUGGACCCCGCUCUGUGACUUUGCAAUUCAAACCAGGUUACGACGGCAAAACCUCCAUCUCCCGCUGGCAGGUGGAAGCCCAGAUUGGUAUAAUAGGAGAGAACGAGGAGUGGCUAAUGGUCCAUCAGCUGGUUAAUGAGCCUGAUGCAAGAUCACUGGAGGUGCUGGACCUGAACCCCUUUACUUUUUACAGGUUUCGUAUGCGCCAGCUGAACAUAGUGGGAACCAGUCCUCCCAGUCAGCCUUCCAGAAAGAUCCAGACUCUGCAGGCUCCUCCAGAUAUUUCCCCCGCCAACGUUACCCUGCGCACAGCCAGCGAGACCAGCCUCUGGCUUCGAUGGUUGCCUCUUCCAGAGUGGGAGUACAAUGGCAAUCCAGAGCUGGUGGGAUAUCGGGUGCAGUACUCCAAAGCCGGGUCUAAAGGAGGGGUUCUUUCCCAUGUCAUCAUGGACCGACUGGAGAGGGAGUUCACCAUCGAAGACCUAGAGGAGUGGACAGAGUACGAGGUCAGAGUUCAGGCCAUCAACGGCAUUGGGUCUGGACCCUGGAGCCCCCCAGUACAUGGAAGGACCAGGGAGUCAGUGCCUUCUUGUGGUCCAACCAACGUGUCAGCUUUUGCCACUACUUCAAGCAGCAUCCUGGUUCGCUGGGGGGAGGUCCCAGAUCCGGACCGUAACGGACUUAUUCUGGGGUACAAGGUAGUGUAUAAGGAGAAGGAUGCAGACACAGUACCUAAGUUCUGGACAGUGGAGGGCAAUACUAGCCAUAGUGUCCAGCUGGGUGGUCUGGGCAAGUAUGUCCUCUAUGAGAUCCAGGUCCUGGCCUUCACACGGAUAGGAGAUGGCAGGAGUAGCUCUCCAUCCAUCCUGGAGAGGACCCUCGAUGAUGUGCCGGGCCCUCCUGUGGGCAUCUUGUUCCCGGAGGUCAGGACCACCUCGGUGAGACUCAUCUGGCAACCGCCUGCCCAGCCAAAUGGCAUCAUCCUGGCUUAUCAGAUCACACACAGGCGGAACUCAUCUAACAGUAAUGCCGCCACUGUUGACGUGUUGAGCCCCAGCGCACGACAGUACACAUCGGCGGGCCUGAAACCAGAAACGGUCUAUGUGUUCCGCCUCACCGCCCAGACUCGGAAAGGUUGGGGGGAGGCUGCUGAGGCACUUGUGGUUACAACGGAAAAGAGAUCGCGGCCCCAGCCUACCAGCCGCCCCACGGUGCCUCAAGAUGAGGUUCAGGCUCGCAGAGUGCUGUUGUCAUGGGAACCAGGCAGCGACGGUCUGUCCCCAGUCCGAUAUUACACGGUCCAGUACAGAGAGCUGCCCAGUAAGAACUGGACCAUCCACUCCGCAUCAGUCAACCAUGAGGCUAGCUCCUAUAUAGUGGACAGGCUAAAGCCUUUCACUUCCUAUCAGUUCCGAGUGAAAGCAACCAACGACAUCGGGGAUAGUGAGUACAGUGAGGAGAGCGAGGCCAUCACUACGCUACAAGACGCGCCAGACAAGGCCCCCACAAUCCUAUCUGUCACACCGCACACCACUACAUCCGUACUUGUUCGCUGGCAGCCGCCCUCUGAUGACCAGAUUAACGGAGUCCUGCUUGGGUUCAGGGUCAGGUACAGGGAAUUACAUUAUGACCGGCUACGCAGUUUCAGCGUCCGCACAGUCAACAGUCCCUCAGUCAACUGGGCCGAGAUCAGCGCUCCUUACAGUGUCAGGAACUUGAGCGAAUCCACUCUCACCCAAUACGAGCUGGACAAUCUCAGUAAACACAAGCGCUAUGAGAUCCGUCUCAGCGUGUAUAAUGCUGUGGGGGAGGGCCCUAGCAGUGCACCACAGGAAGUGUUUGUUGGUGAAGCAGUCCCCACAGCCUCGCCCCAGAACAUCAUCAUCCAGUCCUCAACAGCGACACAGCUGGAUGUGACAUGGGACCCUCCUCCUCUGGAUGCUCAGAAUGGAGAUAUCCAGGGUUACAAGAUUUAUUUUUGGGAGUUCCAGCUGCAGAAUGAAACCGAGCGCCUUCGUACUCUAUUCCUGCCUGAGCUGGGAGUGAAGCUUAAAAACCUGACAGGCUACACCACCUACAUGAUCUGCAUAGCAGCCUUUAAUGCUGCUGGGGACGGACCCCGUUCCCUGCCCACAAGAGGGCGCACUCAGCAAGCAGCUCCCAGUGCCCCCAGCUUCAUCCAUUUCAGCGAGCUGACCACCACAUCAGUCAAUGUGUCAUGGGGAGAGCCUAAGCAGGCCAAUGGCAUCAUUGAGGGCUACCGCCUGGUUUACGAACCUUGCACCCCCGUGGAUGGUGUCAGUAAGAUUGUGACAGUAGAUGUGAAGGGCAGCGCCCCCCUGUGGAUGAAGAUCAAAGACUUGGCGGAUGGGGUCACCUAUAACUUCCGCAUCAGGGCCAAAACCCUUACCUAUGGCCCGGAAGUGGAAGCCAACAUCACCACUGGGCCUGGAGAAGGGGCCCCAGGCCCUCCCGGAGAACCCUUCAUCUCCCGUUAUGGUACUGCUCUCACACUGCACUGGACCAAUGGGGAUCCGGGCCGCGCACCCAUCACGCGCUACGUCAUAGAGGCCAGACCCUCUGAUGAGGGACUGUGGGAUAUCCUGGUCAAAGAUAUUCCCAAGGAAGUAACAUCAUACACACUCAAUCUUGACAUGCUGAGAGAAGGUGUCACCUAUGACUUCCGGGUCAUCGGGGUCAACGACUAUGGCUAUGGGUCCCCAAGUGCACCCUCCCCUUCCAUAUCAGCCCAGAAAGUGUCUCCGUUUUAUGAGGAGUGGUGGUUCCUGGUAGUGGUUGCUCUGGUGGGCCUCAUCUUCAUCCUCCUCCUCGUCUUCAUCCUUAUCAUCCGAGGCCAGAGCAAGAAGUACACCAAGAAAGCAGACUCAGGCAACCACUCCAACUGUACAGCGCUGCCUCUGACCCACGGGGAGAUGAUGCGCCUGGACGAGGGACGCUUCCCCGCCCUGGAGCUCAACAACAGACGCCUAUCCGUCAAAAACUCCUUCUGCCGCAAAAAUGGCAUCUACACACGAUCUCCACCAAGGCCCAGUCCUGGCAGUCUGCACUACUCAGACGAGGACGUCAGCACCAAAUAUAAUGAUCUGAUUCCAGCAGAGAGCAGCAGCCUGACGGAGAAACCCUCUGAGAUAUCUGACUCCCAGGGUAGCGACAGUGAGUACGAGAUGGACGCGAGCCGACAGAAGACCCACUCUUUCGUCAACCACUACAUCAGCGACCCUACAUACUACAACUCCUGGCGCCGCCAGCAGAAGGGCGUCUCCCGUCCGCCAGCGUACGGCUACUCCCAGCCCGACCCCCUGGUGGAACAGGAGUCCCGACAGCAUCCGCCACCCCUGCCACCCCUGCCCCCUCUGCUGCCCCAGGGCAGCCCCUUGCCCCAGCCCCAGGGCCCGGGACAGGGCACCUUAUUUAGGCCCAAGGGAAGCCGGACUCCAACCCCAUCCCUGUUGUCAUCUGAACCGACCAGCCAGCACAGCACCCUCUACCGGCCUCCCAGCAGCCUGGGCUGUGCCUCUCAGCCACCUACCGCGGGCUUCUCCUCUUUUGUUUGACACACAGGUGUCCUUCUGACAACAGCGGGACCCCGAGGACAGACGGCUCUUUCAUUUUGUUGUUGGUGGUUUACUGUAACUUUGCUUUUUUUUUC